AUGUUGGUGGCGCUCGAGGCCGGCAGCUUCCUGCGCGGUCUGCUGCUGCUCCUGCUGUGCCCGCUCAUCCGCCUGCUCAUGCCCCGCGGAGCGGCCGUCAGGGCCAUGGCGGCGGUGUCGUUCUGCGGCCUGCGCGCGGGGCGGUUCCGCGCCGGCCGCGACGUGCUGUCCAAGUGGCUCAUGGAGGACGUGGCGGCGGAAGCGUUCGAGGCCGUGCGCGCGGCGGGGAUCAGGGCGGUCUGCGUGACUGCCUUGCCCAGGGUCAUGGUCGACGGGUUCCUCCGGGAGUACCUCGGGGUGGAGGCGGUGGUUGCCAGGGAGAUGAAGGUCGUGUGGGGGUUCUACACCGGACUCAUGGAGGAGCUGCCGGAGGGUGGUGGAGAGAUGGUGAUGAAGGCGGUGGUGGCGGCGCCGGCGCCGGCGGCUGAGGAGGAGAGUGACAAGGCGGUCGUGGGGUUCUCUGGGUCAAUGGAGUUUCUUAAUCAUCCACUGGCACGUUGCUGCAAGGAGAUCUUCAUCGUGAGCUCCGACGAGAAGAGCAGGUGGCGGGCGCUGGCGCGGGACAAGUACCCGAAGCCGAUAGUGUUCCACGACGGUCGCCUGGCUUUCCGACCAACAGCCACCGACACGGCCGCCAUGUUCGCGUGGCUGCCGCUGGGCGUUGCCCUGGGCGCCGCGCGUCUCGCGGUGGCGCUGACCGUGCCGUACAGGUACUCGACGCCGAUCCUGGUGGCGACGGCCGACGGGCAUGUCGUGGCGGCUUAA
Molecule: messenger RNA, 765 nt
Organism: Miscanthus lutarioriparius
Lineage: Eukaryota; Viridiplantae; Streptophyta; Magnoliopsida; Poales; Poaceae
Source: the annotation of a GenBank genome assembly